AUGGGAAACGAAAGUGAAAUCGUAAAGGCUGAAAACGCAAUCUUAGGAGGUACUGACGAAACCAAGGAGAAGCGACGUUACGUAAGAAGCGCUCGCGCCGAGGCUAGGAUCGCGACGAAGAGAAACGCCAGCUCGCUGCUGGAGUGCUGGUCGUUCUGUCCGUUCAGGUGGCAGAAGAAUAGGUUCAAGUGCGCCUUCUGCGAAGAGAGCUUUAUCCAGUGCGUCGAUUUGAGGGCCCACGUCGGUCAGUGCUCACUGAAACACACCGUCAAGGACAUAUACAGCAAGUUCAAAGAGAUGUCCCUUAUCAACGUCGACGUCACCGAGGCGGCGUGCCGCCUUUGCGGGUGCCCCUACACCGGUAUCACUCACAUGCGCCAGCACGCCACCCAGCACGGCUACGAACUGGAUGCGACACGCCCCGACGGCAUCCUGCCCUUCAGCUUGGACAAGAGUGCUGGCGCUGCGUCAUCUGCCGCGAGCGCUUCAACAACUUCC
This is a messenger RNA of Iphiclides podalirius (scarce swallowtail), 498 nucleotides long. Lineage: Eukaryota; Metazoa; Arthropoda; Insecta; Lepidoptera; Papilionidae. The record is from the annotation of a GenBank genome assembly.